GGGAGAGUCAGACACUUUAAAGAAAGGAAGUGUCUUCAAGACCCCGAUAGGACAGAAAUUAUCUCUGUUUGUUCUGGUUAAUGGAAGAACACAGAGCAAAGAAGAGAGAAAGAUACAUGCUGGAUGUUGGAUGUUGGAUUUAAUUUACAGUUCUCAAGUCCUCAUUUGAUUCCCGUCUACAGCAAGAAAGAGCGACCAAGGUGCAGCCAUGGACAUUGGUGGCUUGGAGACAGUGGUGGCAAACUCUGCCUACGUUUCAGCCCGUGGCAGUGUGGAUGGAGCUGCAGCAGCCGCCAUGCGCGACAAGAAGAUGCGUGCCAGGCUGAAGCUCCCACACAUCAGAGAUUGUGAACACAUGAAAACAUCCAUAGACUCGACCUUUGACAGCAUGUGUGUCAAACAGCCCAUCGGCAAGCGCCUGUUCCAACAGUUUCUGGUGGGUGACGCCACCCAUAAAAAUGCUGGAGAGCUGUGGAAAGACAUUGAAGACUACACCGUCAGCCAAGAGAAGGACAGAGUGCAGAAGGCCCAGAAAACUGUCAAUAAAUACUACAAGUCAGCUUCAAAGAAUUUUUGCAGCUUCCUGGAGGAGAAGGCCGUCACCCGGGUUGUUGAAGACUUCAAGAACGUCCGUGGUGACCUGUUUAAAGAGAGCGAGCAGCAGCUGCUCAAACACCUGGAGAAGAAUGCCAUAGAUGGCUUCAAGAACAGCAUGUACUUCCUGCGCUUUGUUCAGUUUAAAUGGAUGGAGAGCCAACCUUAUGAUGAGGAGUGGUUCAUGGACUUCAGGGUCCUGGGUAAAGGAGGUUUUGGGGAAGUGUUUGCUUGUCAGGCUAAAGCAACGGGCAAAAUGUAUGCCAACAAGAAGCUGGACAAGAAGAGGCUGAAGAAACGCAAAGGCUACGAGGGAGCAAUUGUGGAGAAGCGCAUCCUUGCAAAAGUUCACAGCCGCUUCAUUGUGACGUUGGCUUACGCCUUCCAGACCAAGACUGACCUCUGCCUAGUUAUGACCAUCAUGAAUGGUGGAGACCUCAGGUUUCAUAUGUAUAAUGUGAAUGAAAAGAAUCCUGGCUUUGAUGAAAAGAGAGCGUGUUUCUAUACAGCUCAGAUCAUCUGUGGGUUGGAGCACCUUCACCAGCACAGAAUCAUCUACAGAGACCUCAAACCAGAGAACGUACUGCUGGAUGAUGCAGGACACGUCCGCCUGUCAGAUUUGGGUCUGGCUGUUGAACUUCCACCAGGAAAAGACACAACUACUGGAUAUGCAGGAACUCCAGGUUUCAUGGCUCCAGAGCUGCUCCAGAAGAAGCAAUACGACUACUCUGUGGAUUAUUUUACGCUGGGAGUCACCCUGUUUGAGAUGAUUGCCGCCAAAGGGCCCUUUAGAGUACGAGGAGAGAAGGUGGAGAAUGAGGAGGUAGCUCGCAGAAUCUUAAAUGAUCCUGCUUCAUAUACACCAGCUUUCAGCAAAGACUGCAAGGACUUCUGUGAAGGCCUGCUGAUGAAGGAUCCAGCAAAACGCCUCGGGUUUAAAGAUAAUAAUUGCGAUGAGCUCAGGAAUCAGCCCUUCUUCAAAGAGAUUAACUGGGGCCGAAUGGAGGCAGGUAUGCUACCUCCACCAUUUGUACCGAGUGCUACGAUGGUCUAUGCCAAAGAUAUUGACGAUGUGGGCGCCUUCAGCACGAUCAAAGGUGUGGUCCUGGAUAACAAGGACACUGAGUUCUACAAUGACUUUGCUUCUGGCAACAUCCCAAUCCCCUGGCAGGAGGAGAUGAUCGAGACAGGUGUGUUUGGAGAGUUGAACAUCUGGGGAGAAAACGGCAAGCUGCCCAAUGACCUCGACCCAAACUUUGUGGAAGCCAAAGGUGGAGGCUGUGUGCUGCUUUAAGUUGCAACAGAUGGAAUAUUUAUUGAAAUCAAACACAUUUAGGUUCAGUAUGUAUUCAAUUGGUGCCACUUUAUUCUAAUCUGUAUUAUCUGUAAUUUGUACAAUAAUGAAUGAAGAUAAUUUGUGUAUUUCUAUACCAAGAUAUAAUUAUUAUGUACCCGUACUGUACCUUUUAUAGUGUUAAAGUGGCAGCACAGACAAUUUUAAUAAGUUAUUUUGUAUAGAAACUACAUGCAAUAUUUAUAUAAAUUAUUUUGACUAAAGAAAAGCAACUGUAUUGACAUUGUGAUGCCAUGUAAUUAUCUUUAUUAUUUAUUUAUUUAAAUAUUUAUUUAUUCAUCAUAUAAGAAAUGGCAUUUUAGUUAUUAUUAAGGUAAACAUUGUAGACAGAGGAGUUGAAAGCAAUCAAUAAAAUCUUCCAAA
This is a messenger RNA of Epinephelus moara (kelp grouper), 2311 nucleotides long. RefSeq names its product G protein-coupled receptor kinase 1 b (gene grk1b). NCBI's taxonomy places the organism in Eukaryota, Metazoa, Chordata, Actinopteri, Perciformes, Serranidae. Gene Ontology annotation, molecular function: G protein-coupled receptor kinase activity; ATP binding. The coding region runs from base 209 to 1888 and encodes 559 amino acids. Gene Ontology annotation, biological process: regulation of signal transduction; signal transduction; protein phosphorylation. The transcript has 8 exons. The record is from RefSeq and is a predicted model, not a curated record. Gene Ontology annotation, cellular component: cytoplasm.